Rotaria sp. Silwood2 is the source of this 681-nucleotide messenger RNA. The record is from the annotation of a GenBank genome assembly. NCBI's taxonomy places the organism in Eukaryota, Metazoa, Rotifera, Eurotatoria, Philodinida, Philodinidae.
AUGGCAGGUCGGGUUACUCGGGGUUCGAAAGAAACAGAUUUUGAAUAUCUACAAAAAGACAAACCAGCCGUCAAGAAAUUCGCAUGGGUCAUGGGUGAUGAUGGUUUAUCUCUUUUUCUCGAAAAAUCGAACCUAGAAGCGUUACGUUCAAUUGGUUGUGAGGACAAAUGGAUUCGAAGAAAACUGGAAAAUGGAGAACACUUUCGGUUAGGUAUAUUUUACAGAUCACCUGAAUGCGUUCUAGCCACAUGGGACGGAAUACUAUCACUAAUUGAUGCCUACUAUCCGAAGUCUAUUUCGAUGAAGGUUCGUCGACACGAAAAUGCAUUGAAAGAAAUGGAUUUCAAUGUGAUUGAGGCGCAUGCUCGAUUGUCUUACCUUCGUGGAGCAUCUUACUUUGACAUCAAUGAAUUGGCUGUUGAUGGCAACUCAUCUGAUCCUCGCUUCAUGUCAGAAGAGAGAUUUCUAGAAUGUGAAGGAACACUUGAAGAGUCACGUGGCUUUCUCUACCAUCGAUUAGGUCUCUCAAAAUUAUUCGAUGGAAGCGGCUUCACAAAAGAUUCAAGUGGACGAUUAUGUGUGCGAGAAUAUUUGCAACCCAAUAUGCCCAUCCGAGACAUACCAGGAUUUCGAUAUUUGGAUUUACCUAUUGAUACAACUGAUCUUAUGCCUGACUCUUGA